GAAAACCGCCGCGCGUAAUCGUCCUGCGCGAUAAUCCUCCGUUUUGUGCCUUUUAACAUUCUAAAAGGGGGAGAAAGAAGCGCCGCCGGACGCUAGGAUUUUCUGUUUCACGUACACAAUGAGAGAUGACUUGAACAGAGAAAUAAAUCAGUUUGUUUGCUACACAGAAACAACACGAUGUGCGUAAUUUGCUGUCGCGAGUUCUCGAUACCCGGAGUAAAAUCGAUCACGGGGCGAGGGACUCUCGCGAUUUUCUUUCUUUCCCCAGUCUCUUUUUGAUCUGCUCCUGUACAAACGAGAAUUGACGGUUGACCUGUCGAAGGAAGAUUUCUGGUUGAUUUCAAAAAGAAAAACACAUCAAAUGUAUAGUUUUGAAGGUCCGGAAAAAAACUUCGUUUUUCCAAUUUUUCCGCGAAUUUUUUCGGUUUUCUUUCCCAACGGUAGAAAAAUUCGCUUAGAAAAAUUCAUGUGUGUUAGAUAAAAUCUGCCACAUAUAAUAAUAUUGAAUCAAUAUUACGAUAAUGUUACUUAAUAUGUAACAUAUUAACUUCAUUUAACUUCGCUUUAAGUUUCGCUUUAUUAUUACUUGAUACAUAACAUGUUAACUUCAUUUAACUUCAAUUAAAUGCACGCAAUUAUUUCCUUUAUGGAAAGAAGUAAACGUGGCAAGUUUUAACUGAACACACACGUGAAUUUUACUGAACGAAUUUGUCUACCCUUGCGAAAUUUUUCGACUUUUCUUUUACUCCGAAGAAAUCCGCAGAAAAAUGGAAAAAAAUCCCGUUUUUUUUUUUUUUAAUUACAAUCAAAAGUGUGUUCGUAAUGUUCGAUACAUUCAGUUUCCAGCUUCCCUUCUAAACUGGCGCAUUUUUGCAUCAUGAAAUAAAGUAAUCACCGAGCGUGAGAAAAUCGCACACUUUUUGAGAUUCUUUCUACAUUAUCGGGAUAUUAAAUUGUACUAUUGCCCGUAAGCAAGCCGAAACAUUAAUCGAAUGACCGAUUAUUAUGUAACAUUGAAGAGAUGAAGUUCUCGUGAGCACGCGAUGACGUAACAAUAUGUGUUCUAGAAUGUCGCGACGUUCUAGAAAAUAGACAGCUGUCUGUUAUGUCACGCCUUACGUGAAGAAUAAUCUAACCGUUGCGUCUUAGGUGAUAGACGUUAAUCUAAUAUCACGUUACUUCGCUUCGUGCGACGUAGUAACGGUCACUUUUUCUCGCGCGGUUUUAUAUUUGUCGCGAUAAUGCAGAAAACGUGGAGAUCUCGGGUACGAGGGGAUUCUCGAAUCUGCCUGCGGCUACCGCCGAUGCGAAAAUUUCCAUCUCCGGUUUCCGUUGUCUCUCUUCGAGCUAAUCUCAGCUUCGAAUACGACGAGAUAUGGCGAGAGAGAAGCGGCCGCCACCGAAGCGGAAAGACGACUUGCGGAACUCGAGGAAGGCGACGCCGAGGUCGGUUGAGUUUCCGCCCCGUCUGAUCCGCAUAUUUGCACGGUGAUUUUCGGCAUCGGCACCUCCCGGUCGAUCUAGUGAAAAUAGUCAAUAUUAUCGUUCCAUUCGCGUAAACCGACAAACAUCGGGGGGGUUAUUAUGAUCGUCGCCUCGUGGACGAGUUAACACACCUGCGAGAACAUCAGAGGAACGGUGGAGCAGGACGAGACAUGCUCCUACGUACUCGGGGACGGUGCGACAUGUCACUUAGAUUUACCAGGUCACUUAUCGCCCGUCGCGGUACGUCAUUGUAUAAUUAGCGUGCUCUGCUUUGACGUCAUUGUUUCAUAUAAAUACCGAAUGCACGAUCUCGGCCACCAUAAACCCGCGACUGAGCCGCCUCGACGCAUUUGUUGUGCUCUCGACAGACAGACGUGCGACACUCCGUUUCUUCGGACGCUCUCCCGUUCUUCUCCGUUGAACGAACGCGACCGCUCGUGCCUCGAACUCGUACGGAAGUACUUGAUCGUUUCCUUCGCUACGUGCUCGACAAGGAUCUCGCCGACGAUCUUCCACCCUUUGGAGUACAAAAUAAUGGCUUCCAAAGUCGUUGUCUUCAUGCUGCUGCUCGUCGGCUGCUCUUACGCGCUGCCCCUCCGAGCGACCAUCUACGGUUCUCCAUUACUCGUUGUACCCGUCGUGGAGGAUCUCGAGGAACCUCGAGCGUACGAGGAAGCGAUGUACACAUUAAACGACAAUCCGAGCUCCUUCGACAUCGUGAAACGCAGCGUUCAGGAAGCCAGCGACGACGACGACGACCUCGAGACCGCGGCUGGCAGCAACGUCCUUCGUCCGCUCUUCGUCUACCGUCAGCAGAUCGCAUACCGACAGCGCGCCAGGGAAGCGUUUCGACGUGGCAGGCGAAUAUAAGCGGAAACGCGGGAAGAUGCGGUUCAAAGAACCCGGCCAUUGACAGGCGGAUUGCACAAUCGUGAUCUCACUUUUGUAUUAUCGGGCAGGUAAUACAUCCGAGAUACACCCAGGGACACCUCGACACGAUCUUCAAGAUCCUGAAAAAAGGAUUGACGAAGGAUCGGGCUUGCGUCAAGAAGUCGCCGCGUGAAAAAGGGAAGAAAAAUUUUAGAACAAUUUCGAAUGGUGAUCGGAAAACGAGGAAGGGUGGAACUUUGUUCCAAGGAGAGCCGGUGAUGAUCUCGGAGGAUCAGCGGGAUCCCAUCCGAGCGAACGCUCGAAAAUAGCGAAGCGGAAGACUCGCGUGAACACGAGAAUUUCGGGUGUAAACAAGGCUGUCUCUCGAGACAGGCGGAACCUGUUAUUCUUGAAAAAGACGCUCGUGCGAAAGAAGAGGCAAACUGAUGGUCCCGAGACCGUUGAUGAGAAAGGAAGAGAAAGAGAGCUCUCGUGGCAAAAGGCGAGCGAAUGAGCGAACGAACGGAUGGACGAACAAACUUGAAGACAUCGCACUGUCGUACGGGGGUGUUGAACUCGUUAGUAAAUUACGCUAAGAGGCUGCGGUCCUCGUUAUAUAUUUCGACGGACAUUAACAGCGCGAAUUAACGGGCGGGAACUAAACUCACCGACCUGGGCGAGUUAAAAUCUUCAACUACGUUGAAACUCCAGAGGACUGAGAAGAGCGACCGGGCUAAAGAUCAGGGAUGCAUUUAUCUAUCUUCGCGAUCAUGUUCUUAUGGUCUUUCGUGCGCCAUGAGUUCAAGUUGGAUUGACUGAUUAAUUAAGUCGAUUUAAAGUCUACGAGACUCGAAUUAAGAAAGAUGCGCGAUAUUAUGUGUAAUUGUUCUAUAUUAAAUAAAUAAGAGGUGACAAGACAUGUCUCAUUUCGUAUUAUAUGUUUUAAUCGAUAGAUAGUUUAGCGUUAACGAUCGAACCCGAAUCGAAAUUCUGGUCUUAUGUAACAUUUUUGAUUCUAUAAUACGAUAGGAGCUAAGAUAGCAAAAUAAGUUUAAUUGCAAAUUCUGAUAAUAUAAUUUACUCUUACUUGAUCCUGAUGAUGCUUUAAAUUUCUGUUUACGGCGGUUUAGCAUGAAAAUUAAUUGUUCCGGGUAGCAUUAAAAUUUAAUCUGUAGAAGUAAAGGUCUAAGAGAGAAGUUAAUAAAUAUCGCCAAAAUAGGUUUAAGUUAGUCUAUAAGCCAUCUAAAUAGGCGCAAACUAUCUUUAAGAGUGUCCAAGUAGCGUCAAAAUUUCGAUUCGGGAAAGCUGCUUCGCAAAACGAUGCGAGCAACCUCGGAUUAAUUAAUAAUUACGCGAGUCGCAGGCAGUCAAAUGUACGUGCGAAAAUGUUAUAUUGUGAUAGGACGACAUCCGCAACAAGAUAUUACCCGUGUAAGUUAAACUAGCGCGUAUGUGGAGUUUUAUAAAUAAAUAACA
Dinoponera quadriceps is the source of this 3831-nucleotide messenger RNA. RefSeq lists its product as uncharacterized. NCBI's taxonomy places the organism in Eukaryota, Metazoa, Arthropoda, Insecta, Hymenoptera, Formicidae. The coding region runs from base 1786 to 2355 and encodes 189 amino acids. The transcript is spliced from 2 exons. The record is from RefSeq and is a predicted model, not a curated record.